Molecule: messenger RNA, 4883 nt
Organism: Arvicola amphibius (Eurasian water vole)
Lineage: Eukaryota; Metazoa; Chordata; Mammalia; Rodentia; Cricetidae
Gene: Zbtb38
Product: zinc finger and BTB domain containing 38
Exons: 6
Coding region: 1173-4754 (1193 amino acids)
Biological process (GO): regulation of cytokine production; regulation of immune system process; negative regulation of transcription by RNA polymerase II
Molecular function (GO): protein binding
Source: RefSeq, a predicted model, not a curated record
CCAGGGAGUGGUUCUCAUAGCUGCAGCAAAUCUCAAAACCGGGAGGCCUCUGUUGUGCUCUCUUAUUUCUCCUCAAGUCACCUUAUUUCUUCUGCUUCUUCUACUUUUGUUUUAAGCCUUAAGGAGGGCUUUACUUGUAAAUCAACUUUCCAAGUGUAAGCAGUCAGAAUGAGUGACAUCAUGAGAAAAUUAUGUGGCGCAGAUCUCAACCAGGACUUGAGGAAUCCAGAGGAAGAAUGCGGUGGGGCCUCCUGAGCCCAGGAAGUUGGCAGCGUGUGGGCUUCAGAGCCAGCACCUCUGAAUGAGGCAGUCCUGAAGCGAGGCUAUGCCAGUCUGCCGCUCCUCUGACUGAGAGAUCUGAGCGCGGCAUGAGAAAUACUUUGAAGCAGAAGGACUCCUUCAUUGUGCAGCCGCUCUGCUUCAGUGCAUGGAAUGCCUUCUACUGCCUGGUUGCAGAAUUUGGAGUUUGCUAAGCAGUGGUUAGUGAUUGGGCUCAUCUUGCAUCACCAGUUGAUGACAUUUUUCUUUGUUCCCUCCUACCCAGUUGAGCCAAGACUCUGAGGCUGAUAUGCAAUGUCACAACAUUAAUCAGAUACUGCAUUUAAGGUAGGAGGCCAGGUGGACUCUAUUUUUAACUCCUAGGUACCGCAUCGUGUGCGAGCAGCGCAGGUCCUGUCUCACAUUUGUGUUUUCAGUGCUGGGAUCAGUGGUUUGAUUUUCAGCAGACAGUGACUGUGGCUGUGGCCUUUGCAGUGGUCAGCUCUGAGCUUUGAACUCUCAGAGGAGCAAGGGAGGAGAAGAAAAAUCCAACACACCACCUCCUUGGUUGCAGCCUCAGAGAGCGUCCUCGGAGAAGAAACCUCUUCCUUCAGUCCUGCUUUGCCGUUGAUAAAUUCAGUCCUCGUGAUCACAGCACACUCAGGCUGCUGCGUGUGACGCCUGGUGUGUGUGACCAUCGCAUCUAAAACUCGUGAGCAGGAGGACGGAGAAACCAGUGGUCUCCAUCGCCUCACGUAAAGAUGGCCGAGUGUCUGGCUAUGCCAACACUGCCCCGAGUGACGCGCACAGAUCCUGAUGUGGAGGAGAUGGAAGACUCAGAACCAAGGAUUGCCAAGUGAUUUCUGCCGCGGCACAGAAACUAACUCCGUCAAGGCUGGUCCGUUCUAACUGAGAUGACAGUCAUGUCCCUCUCCAGGGACCUCAAGGACGACUUUCAUAGUGACACAGUGCUCUCCAUCUUAAAUGAGCAGCGCAUCCGGGGCAUUUUAUGUGAUGUCACCAUCAUUGUGGAAGAUACCAAGUUUAAAGCCCACAGCAAUGUCUUGGCUGCCUCAAGUCUUUACUUCAAAAAUAUAUUUUGGAGCCAUACGAUCUGUAUUUCCAGUCACGUCCUGGAGCUGGAUGAUCUGAAAGCCGAAGUGUUUACAGAAAUUCUUAAUUAUAUCUACAGCUCCACCGUUGUGGUCAGGAGACAGGAAACGGUCACCGAUCUUGCAGCUGCAGGAAAAAAGCUGGGAAUAUCAUUCUUGGAAGACCUUAAUGACCGCAACUUCUCAAAUUCCCCAGGUCCCUACGUAGUCUGCAUUACUGAAAAGGGUGUGGUCAAAGAAGAAAAAAAUGAAAAAAGGCACGAAGAACCAGCCAUUACUAAUGGGCCAAGGAUCACAAAUGCAUUUUCCAUCAUUGAAACGGAAAAUAGUAAUAACAUGUUUUCUCCACUGGACUUGAGGGCAAGCUUCAAAAAAGUGUCUGAUUCCAUGAGAACAGCCAGCCUCUGCCAGGAGAGGACCAACGUCUGCCAUGAGGCAGAGCCUGUCCGCACGCUUGCCGAACACUCGUACGCCGUUUCUUCCAUCACUGAGGCUUACAGGAGUCAGCCUGUAUGGGAACAUGACAGCAGUGUAUCUGGUAAAACAGGAAAAGAAAAUGGCGAGGCUCUUGCCACAAAAGCAAAGUCAUGCCGAAAGCCAAAGACCCAAACCCAGGAUUCUGACUCAACCACAGAAAAUACAUCACUGCUUCCAGUAACCAACUCAGAGGUUAAUCAAGAAAGAAGCCCACAGCCAGCUCCAAUUCUGUCACACUCAAAAUCUCCCAGCAAUGAGGGAAACAUCCAUUUUCCCAGAGAAGAGGAAAGCCGAUCCUCCGAUAUCCCUGGUCCAGCAGUGGCAGAGGUCCCGCCCCUUGUUUAUAAUUGCAGCUGUUGCUCCAAAUCCUUUGACAGCAGCACACUGCUCAGCGCCCACAUGCAGCUCCACAGGCCGACCCAGGAGCCUUUGGUGUGCAAGUACUGCAACAAGCAGUUCACCACCCUCAACAGACUGGACCGGCACGAACAGAUUUGCAUGAGGUCUAGCCACGUGCCCAUCCCAGGGGGAAGCCAACCAUUUUUAGAAAACUACCCCACUAUUGGACAAAACGGAAGUUCAUUCACAAGUCCAGAAUCCUUACUACCAGAAAAUAGGAUUGGUGAGCUUGCCAGCGCUGGGAGUGCCUUGCCAGAUGAGGAGCACAUGGUGAAACUUGUGAACGGGCAGAUGCUCUACAGUUGCAUCGUGUGCAAGCGUAGUUAUGUGACUUUGUCCAGCCUCCGAAGGCAUGCGAACGUUCACUCGUGGAGAAGAACAUAUCCUUGCCACUACUGCAACAAGGUCUUUGCACUGGCCGAGUACAGGACACGACAUGAGAUCUGGCAUACUGGAGAAAGACGGUACCAAUGCAUAUUUUGUCUCGAAACGUUUAUGACCUACUACAUACUGAAAAACCAUCAGAAGUCUUUUCAUGCCAUAGAUCACAGACUCUCCAUCAAUAAAAAAACUGCCAAUGGAGGCUUGAAGCCUGCUGUCUAUCCCUAUAAACUUUACAGGCUCCUGCCUAUGAGAUGCAAGAGGGCACCGUAUAAGAGCUUCCGGAAAUCUUCCUACGAACGUUCUCGAGAAAACAGUCAAAGGAGCGACUCUGCACAGGAUACAUUUGUCAUUCCAAAUUCACAAAGCUCUGAAAUGCCCACACUGAACUUCCAAGAUGGCAGGAACACCUUGACCGGCAGCCCUGCCAUCCCAGAGGAAACGCCUUCACAUCAGGGUGCACCCACUUCUGCCAAAGUAAAUGCAGAAGGCAUCAAAUGGAAGAAGGAGGCCCUGAAAACCGAUCCUGCCGAUAACUUGGAUUCAACCGAGGGGUCAGUUUCUUCCACUGGAAACACUGUCAGUGUCAAGCUCCAGGCGGAGUCCACACAAGGUUCACCGGUGGGUAAAGGCAGUGACCACGCGGCCUCUGUGAUCAGCUACGGUGGCCCGGUGCCCUCUGUCAUCGUGCACAGCAGCCAGUUCUCAUCCGUGAUCAAACACAGCAACACCGUCGCUGCCCUGACCAGCAGCAAUGACAAAGUCCCUUCACAACCAGUUGUCGGUCCUUCCCUGAAAGAGGAUAGCAAACUGGGAGCAGAUAAAGCCAGUAAACUUGCAAGCAGACCCAAAAGCAUUAAGGAGAAAAAGAAAGCUUUUUCAUGUAACAAGGGAGAAAUAACAGAGGAGGCCAAGCACGUCAAUGAUCAUGGAGGGUCUUUGGGCAAAACCACAAAUGUCGUGGAAGAAACCAGUAAAAUUGAGACUUACAUUGCAAAGCCUGCUCUGCCUGGCACCUCCACAAACAGCAACGUUGCACCCCUUUGCCAAAUAACAGUGAAAAUUGGGAAUGAAGCCAUCGUGAAAAGGCGUAUCCUUGGGUCGAAGCUGUUUUGCAAAAGAGGGAGAAAGCCCAAAUAUCAAACGCAGGAGGAGACGUUGCCUCAGGAGAGUGACCCAGAAACCCAUGGAGACAGCCCCCUUGGGCUUUGCCAGGCUGACUGCGUAGAGAUGAGUGAAGCCUUUGAUGACGUAAGUGACCAGGAUUCCACUGACAAGCCGUGGCGCCCAUACUACAACUACAAGCCCAAGAAGAAAUCCAAACAGUUGAGGAAAAUGAGAAAGGUCAAGUGGAGGAAGGAGCGAGGGAGCAGAAGCCCCAGCGGUAGGCGCAGGUACCCAGCUGAACUGGAUCGUGCAGAGGUGAAGCCACCAGAUAAGGCUUUUGAAGACGAAGAAAAUAAAGAGAUGCCCAAGCUCCAGUGUGAGCUCUGCGAUGCCGACAAAGCAGCAGGGGUGGAAGCCGAAGGCAAGCCCCACCAACACCUCACGCCGAAGCCUUACGUCUGCGAGCUUUGUGCAAAGCCGUUCCAGAGCCCCUCCACGCUCAAAAUGCACAUGCGCUGCCACACUGGAGAGAAGCCAUACCAAUGCAAGACCUGUGGGCGGUGCUUCUCAGUGCAAGGGAACUUGCAGAAACACGAGCGCAUCCACCUAGGGGUGAAGGAGUUCAUCUGUCAGUAUUGUAACAAGGCGUUCACACUGAACGAAACUCUCAAAAUCCACGAGAGAAUCCACACCGGGGAAAAGCGCUACCACUGUCAGUUCUGCUUCCAGGGAUUUUUAUAUCUUUCCACGAAGCGGAAUCAUGAGCGGCGGCAUGUUCGCGAGCACGAUGGGAAAGGCUUUGCUUGCUUCCAGUGCCCCAAAAUAUGCAAGACGGCUGCCGCCCUCAGAAUGCACCAAAAGAAACAUUUAUUCAAGACCUUAACUAAGCAGGAGAAUAUAGGUGAUAUGUGCCAUGAAAACUCGGAUCUCUUGGAGAGUCAGCUUUGCACUGAUUUGGAAGACAGCGACCAAAAGGAAGACAUACCAACCUUUGCUGAAAACGUUAGUGACAACAGCUAGAAAAGUCUUCAGAAAUCUGUUUGUGAGAUUUUUUUUUCUCUUAGGUUUUUUUUUUUUUUUAAGUUUAGUUUGUCCACUUACUAGUCACAAAGGCGUGGGGAAGCUAAUUCUCAUUUGUGUAAACUCUUC